Molecule: messenger RNA, 297 nt
Organism: Penicillium maclennaniae
Lineage: Eukaryota; Fungi; Ascomycota; Eurotiomycetes; Eurotiales; Aspergillaceae
Exons: 2
Coding region: 1-297 (98 amino acids)
Source: RefSeq, a predicted model, not a curated record
AUGGCGGACAGCAUGUGGGGCGUGGAAAAGAGUUGGGUCAACAGAGAACCGCCCGACACAAUAGGAUCCAAACCGAUAUAUACCGAGACACAAUUGGAAGCGUACCUGAAGCGAAUCAAAUACAAGAGCUCCAAGUCACAAGAUAUUUCGCUUGUACAAGACGUACGGCAGCGAAUCCAGAGUGAUGCAUUGGGUACCUUGACAGAUCUCCAGCGCCAUCAUCUGGCAGCUAUUUCCUUGGGGGAACUCAGGACUGCAUUAUUCACAGCACCACACCAUUUCGUUGCACCCGGAUAG